AUGCAGUCACUGUGGAAUAGAGCCAGCCAGGCUCACCGUUGUGGCUGCCGCGCCUGUAGCACGGCGGUGAAUGCUUUGGGAAGAAGGACAACCACAGCUGCCGGUCGCCGCAAAGCAACUUUGACCGAAAUAUUCACAGCAUGCUAUAGCUCCAUGUUUGCAUCCGCCGCCAUUAUCGACUCGAUAAGAAAGGAUGAAAGACGAAAAGAAUUGGACAAGCAAUUGGAGGAGGCGAAACAGGAGCUUGCCGAGCUCAAGGAGCAGGGCAAACUUCUACCCUCUCUACAUGGCACCAAUCCCGCUGGAUUCACCCCCAAGCAAAUGGACAUACUGUGGAAAGCCAUGAAACAAAUAUACAACGAACGUCCAUACAGAAAGAACGUCCACUUCCCGGCAACUGUUGCCGCGUCGAGCGUCACGGAUUGUCUUCGCAAGGAAUACUACGAUUGCCCAAGCCAAUCGAUGCUCCAGCAGGGGCAAUGUAUUGAUUAUACCGCUCUGGAGCUGGCAAUUUACAACGAAAGUGAGCACUGCUCCGCUCCGGGGGCGCGCACCGAGACACACCUCCGACACGAAACCUCGCGAUUCCUGCGCUUGGUCAAUGCCCUCCUCGAGGAAGCAGAUCGAAUGGACCGAACAAAUAAAGAGAGCCGGAGUUUUACGCAAGCUACAGAAUUACUACGCAGUAACCACGCCGGUUAUACUUUUCGAUCUCUUGAUCCCGAGGGAGCGCGGAACAUGACCCAGAAGCUUAACGAAAGUCUCCGCAAAAUUCUUGCAGCUUCCAUGCCGCCGAAAGAGAAAAUCGGCCGUAUUUGUUAUAAUAUGAUGAUAUCUUCGCAUGUACCGGAUAUACAUACAUACAACACCCUAAUCUCGGGGUUCGACCAGCAUGGACUGUCUGCCUUGUCGGACCAUGUCAUCUACUCCUUCUUCUAUGGCCGCUACAUUCGACCUACGCAAUCGACUUUCGUGGCCAUUUUGAACCACAACAAGCUCAUGAAUACCCCGGGACCUUUUCUGCUCAAUGUGGCGCGGAUAACAGGAUUGGAUGAUAAAGUUGGUGCCAAGAUGCGACGAAGGCACCAAGACUCAUUACAGCGCAAUUUCGAGCAAGCCUGGGCAAUGACGAACCGAGCGUCAAAAACACAAACCGGCGAGUUCAUCAUGGAGCACUUGCCUCUCAACCAGGAACUGGUAGAAGAGAUGAUGAGAGGCCUGUUGCGCUUCAGGCUGCUGGAGCAGGCAGCUCUGCUAUUUGUGGGCUGUCUCAAGUCUGGGGUUGCCAUAGGCAGCAAGGUGAUACGGCAACUACUGGAUGAAUGCGUUUCUGCACUGGAUUGGUCGGCCAGCGUGCAGUUGAUACGCGGUAUGAGCUCGUAUGGGCAGCAAUGGCGAUUCAUCAUGGUUGAGAGCUAUGAGGAUGGACUGCAUCUGGUCAAUCGAGUGCACCAGCUACUGGACCUGUGCGGAAUCGGUCCACGUGGUAGAGAGUUAUCUUUAUCUGCCCGGCGUCUCCGAAUUUCUGAAGACGGACUAUCGGGCUUAAUUAAUACGCUGAAUAGCACGGGCAUCCUUUUGGAAGCUAAGAGCUUUUUGCACAAUUUCGACUCGAGCAAGAGCAGAAUGCUACAACUGGAGAGUCUUUGGAAGGAAUACGUCAAGGUGCGCAAGGUUACAACAUCGAUCGAGAGCAAGCUUCUGAACGCCGAUCAUUCGCAAGAAUUUCGCGAGGAUUGUGCUAUCCACAUUGGUUCACAGGCUCUGCAACGAUCGGAACAGUUGAGCCAGGAAUUUCGGAAGCUGAUGCCAAGUCGAGAGCAGCCAACGGAAGAGAAGGCAACAGUGAAGAGGCCAGUGCAGACUGCCGAAAAGCCGCGGAUAUGCUUCAGCCAGAGAAUCGCUGCGGCACAGGGUGUGGCUUUUGAUGGCGAGUUGCCGAUGCACUGGAACAGGCAGUUGGUUGCGCGACCCCAUCCCAUGACAGAGCAUGUUGGAUUGGGCACCGCAUAG
Messenger RNA from Cordyceps militaris CM01, 2013 nucleotides. RefSeq lists its product as uncharacterized. Lineage: Eukaryota; Fungi; Ascomycota; Sordariomycetes; Hypocreales; Cordycipitaceae. Bases 1 to 2013 code for a protein of 670 amino acids. The transcript has a single exon. The record is from RefSeq and is a predicted model, not a curated record.